Molecule: messenger RNA, 1598 nt
Organism: Haliotis rufescens (red abalone)
Lineage: Eukaryota; Metazoa; Mollusca; Gastropoda; Lepetellida; Haliotidae
Product: heparan-sulfate 6-O-sulfotransferase 3-B-like
Exons: 2
Coding region: 43-1158 (371 amino acids)
Cellular component (GO): membrane
Molecular function (GO): heparan sulfate 6-sulfotransferase activity
Source: RefSeq, a predicted model, not a curated record
ACGUUACCAAACUUAAAGUCUCUAAAGGUCCUUUUAACUUUGAUGACCACACUUGUAGUCACCUCUAUUUUGUUUAUGUCUAUUGAAGUGCAUCUUUCGCAAGCGUCGAUUAAUUCCUCUGUAAAGACGAAGCUAUUCCACAGCCACAAAACGUUGCCGUUGGAUGAUUACAAAACAUACACGUCUGGAAAGUUCGCAAGGCAUUAUUUCCUUAACCAGGAUUUGAUCCGAAGCUUCAACGUCAGUGUAAAUGGAAGCGACGUUAUUGUGUUUUUGCGCAUACAGAAAACCGGAAGUACUACAUUAGCGAGACAUAUGCAGAAACACUUCAAUGUCUCGCCUUGGUGUCAGUGCAAUCAAUUCUUAUCAAAACAGUGUGAUUGUUAUGAAAAAUGGAAGUCCAACGUCCUCUUGCAAAGGACAAUCACCGACUGGCCCUGUGGACUUCACGCAGACUGGACUUACCUUCACGAAUGUGUAGAAGGGACAAUGAACCAGAGACACGGCCAAGAAAUAAAGCAAAGACAUUUGUACGUUACCAUGGUGAGAGACCCUCUUCGAAGGUUCGUGAGCGAAUGGGAACACGUGGUCAGAGGAGCAACAUGGAAAGGUGUUAAACGUAUUUGCAAUGGUCAUGCUGCCACAAAAGCGGAACUUCCUCGAUGUUUUCGCAGGAACUGGAUAAACGUCACCCUUCACGACUUCAUUGACUGUUCAACAAAUCUCGGAAUAAACAGACAAAGCCGGAUGUUAGCCAACCUGAGCAUUGUUGGUUGUUACAAUACUUCCGCCUCCGGUCUCACGUACGAUGAAAGGCACUAUCUCAUGCUGGCAAGUGCAAAAGAGAACCUACGGAACAUGGCGUACUUCGGUUUGACAGGUCAUCAAGAAUUAUCACAGAUCUUGUUUGAGAAUACCUUCAACUUGAAUUUCAUCACAAAAUUCAAGGAUAAUCCACCCAGUAAAACAUGGAGUGGCACGGCAAUUCUAUCGAAUGUGUAUCGUAACAAAAUACUUCAUAUAAACAGAUUUGACGUCAUGCUAUAUCAGUAUGCCAAGGAUUUGUUUUUCCAAAGAUUACAAAUGUUGGCUGAGAGAACAAAGGAUUCCUCACUUCGGAACUUUAUUCACAUGAGACUAGUUAACGGCAACGCGUAAACAUGACCAAUACUAAUAUGUUUUAAAAAUGCUAAGUAAUUGAAGGCGAAGCAACAUUGACCACAUCAUUGGUGUCAUACGAACAUUUGUAUUGAUGUCGUAUCAGUUUUUAGGCAUGGCGAAUACACAUAAAUUAUGUCAGAAGUUGUUUCUGUGAAUGGACAAUUACAAUUUCAAUGAAACACUCAAUGUUGUGUUAAUGGGAAUUGACAUGAAAGCUCACAAGUCGGAAUAAGCAAUCUUGCAAAAGAUCAACUAUCAACGUUUGUUGUGUCGAGUUACAAAUCGACUUUUACCAUCUCCCUAGUAUAAUAAAUUAGCUUGGCUGGUUUCUGAACAAUAUUGCCAUUGAUUACUGAUCAGGUAAUGCAUUGCUAGUGAAAAUUUAAUUAAACGUGUAUGUUUGCUUUAAUUUUCAUUAUUAAACGUAAUCAAUAUAA